This is a messenger RNA of Camelina sativa (false flax), 4380 nucleotides long. Lineage: Eukaryota; Viridiplantae; Streptophyta; Magnoliopsida; Brassicales; Brassicaceae. The record is from RefSeq and is a predicted model, not a curated record.
AUGGUUUGGGAGAAGUUAAUGGACAUUGGUUCUUUCCGUAUCGAUCCUUGGUUCAUGAUUGGUGACUUCAAUGAACUUGUUGGAAAUCAUGAGAAAAGGGGUGGGGCUUUACGGCCAGCGUCUUUGUUUGUCCCCUUUCAAUCAAUGAUUAGGCAUUGUGGUAUGCUUGAAUUCCUGUGUUAUGGGGAGCAAUUAUCGUGGAGAAGUAAUCGGUGUAAUAAUCAGGUGGUCCGGUGCCGCUUGGAUCGGGCCUUAGGGAAUGAAGAUUGGCAAAACUUUUUCCCAAAUUCGAAGGUUGAUUACUUGGAGAUGAUUGGGUUAGAUCACUGUCCUAUUUUGGCCACUUGUCUGAAAUCAUCCUCAAGACGGAAUAGGCAGUUCCGAUUUGAUAAGCGUUGGCUGGGAAAGGAUGGACUACUAGGGGCGGUAGAGUCAGGAUGGGUGCGUACAAAUAAUUUUCGGAUUCCGACUUUUGUGGAUAAAGUUAGGAAUUGUCGAAAUUUGGUUUCGUGGUGGCGAAAGAAUAAUGUGAUUUCUGGUCCGACCCUUAUUUCUUCCCUGAAGGCAGCUUUGCAGGAGGCAAAGAUGGAUGACCAGAUUUCUCAGGAGGAGAUUCGGGAUAUAGAGAGAAAACUUAAAGAGGCUUAUAGGGAUGAGGAGUUGUACUGGCAACAGAAGAGUAGAAAAUUCUGGUUACGUGUGGGAGACAAAAAUACCAAAUAUUUUAAUGGUUUGACUAAGCAGAGGAGGGUACGUAAUAAAAUUGUAGGUUUAUUUGGUCCGGAUAACGUCUGGGUUGAGUCGCCCUUGGGAAUGGAGACUAUUGCGUCCAAUUAUUUUGAGGAGUUGGUUAAACGAUCGGAUAUAAGUGGUAUAACAGACAUACUUCAGGAGAUUUCUCCUAUAAUUACAGAUGGUAUGAACAGGAGUUUAACUAGGGAAAUUACGGAGGCGGAGGUUCGGAAAGCCUUAUUUGCUAUGCAUCCAGAGAAAUCCCCAGGUCCUGAUGCUUUCUUUGGUCAACAAGUGGUUUUCUUGUCUUUUGUUUAUGGGGAUCCAAUUCCGCAGAAUUGGAUAAUGGUUUGGGAGAAGUUAAUGGACAUUGGUUCUUUCCGUAUCGAUCCUUGGUUCAUGAUUGGUGACUUCAAUGAACUUGUUGGAAAUCAUGAGAAAAGGGGUGGGGCUUUACGGCCAGCGUCUUUGUUUGUCCCCUUUCAAUCAAUGAUUAGGCAUUGUGGUAUGCUUGAAUUCCUGUGUUAUGGGGAGCAAUUAUCGUGGAGAAGUAAUCGGUGUAAUAAUCAGGUGGUCCGGUGCCGCUUGGAUCGGGCCUUAGGGAAUGAAGAUUGGCAAAACUUUUUCCCAAAUUCGAAGGUUGAUUACUUGGAGAUGAUUGGGUUAGAUCACUGUCCUAUUUUGGCCACUUGUCUGAAAUCAUCCUCAAGACGGAAUAGGCAGUUCCGAUUUGAUAAGCGUUGGCUGGGAAAGGAUGGACUACUAGGGGCGGUAGAGUCAGGAUGGGUGCGUACAAAUAAUUUUCGGAUUCCGACUUUUGUGGAUAAAGUUAGGAAUUGUCGAAAUUUGGUUUCGUGGUGGCGAAAGAAUAAUGUGAUUUCUGGUCCGACCCUUAUUUCUUCCCUGAAGGCAGCUUUGCAGGAGGCAAAGAUGGAUGACCAGAUUUCUCAGGAGGAGAUUCGGGAUAUAGAGAGAAAACUUAAAGAGGCUUAUAGGGAUGAGGAGUUGUACUGGCAACAGAAGAGUAGAAAAUUCUGGUUACGUGUGGGAGACAAAAAUACCAAAUAUUUUAAUGGUUUGACUAAGCAGAGGAGGGUACGUAAUAAAAUUGUAGGUUUAUUUGGUCCGGAUAACGUCUGGGUUGAGUCGCCCUUGGGAAUGGAGACUAUUGCGUCCAAUUAUUUUGAGGAGUUGGUUAAACGAUCGGAUAUAAGUGGUAUAACAGACAUACUUCAGGAGAUUUCUCCUAUAAUUACAGAUGGUAUGAACAGGAGUUUAACUAGGGAAAUUACGGAGGCGGAGGUUCGGAAAGCCUUAUUUGCUAUGCAUCCAGAGAAAUCCCCAGGUCCUGAUGGUAUGAUGGCUUUAUUUUUUCAACGUUUCUGGCCAUCUUUAAAAGGAGAUCUGGUAGCUUUGGUUAAGGAAUUUUUUAGAACGGGUGGCUUUGAUCCUCGCCUUAAUGAGACUAAUAUUUGUCUCAUCCCUAAGGUGGAGCGACCGCAACGUAUGACGGAAUUUCGGCCAAUUAGCCUCUGUAAUGUGAGUUAUAGGAUUAUUUCAAAAGUUUUAUGUUUCAGGUUAAAGCGGUUUUUACCGUCUCUGGUUUCAGAAAUGCAAUCGGCCUUUGUGUCCGGUCGGCUGAUCACCGAUAGUAUUUUUGUUGCCCAGGAAAUGUUUCAUGGGUUAAAUACUAACCAACGCUGCAAAUCAGAGUAUUUGGCUUUUAAAACAGAUAUGAGUAAAGCGUAUGACCGCGUAGAAUGGGAUUUUCUGGAGGCGGUUAUGACCAAAAUGGAUUUUCAUAGGCGGUGGAUUGCAUGGGUUAUGUGGUGUGUUUCUUCGGUUUCGUAUCAAGUUCUUCUAAAUGGUCAACCUCGGGGAUCCAUUCUACCUAAGAGGGGUUUACGACAGGGCGACCCUCUUUCUCCCUAUUUGUUUAUUCUUUGUACAGAGGUUCUGAUUACUAAUAUUAAAAAGGCUGAACGGGAGAAGAGACUUACGGGAAUAUCGAUUGCUCGGGAUUGCCCUUCGAUUUCGCAUUUGUUGUUUGCAGAUGAUAGUCUGUUCUUUUGUAAGGCAGAGGAGUCUGAAUGUAGAGUGGUUAUGGAUAUUAUAGGUAACUAUGGAAAAGCGUCGGGCCAAGAGGUAAGUUUAGAGAAAUCAUCCAUUAUGUUCGGUAAGAAAGUUCCGCCGGAUGUAAGGUCUCGGAUAAAAACAGUAAUUGGAAUUUCUAGAGAGGGUGGAAUGGGUUCUUACAAGGGUAUUCCUGAAAAUAUUCAGGGUUCAAGGACUAAAGUUUUUAGUUAUGUUAAUGACCGCUUAGAUGAGCGAGUUAAUGGCUGGUCGGCGAAGAUUUUAUCAAAAGGAGGUAAAGAGGUUAUGAUCAAAUCAGUUGCGUUAGCUCUCCCGACUCAUGUUAUGUCAUGUUACAAACUGCCACAGGCAUUAACGUCCAAACUUACGUGUGCUAUAUCAAACUUUUGGUGGAAGUCUAAUGAUAAGGCUAGAGGUAUGCAUUGGGUAGCGUGGGAUAAGAGGUGUCUAGAUAAAUGUGAUGGGGGUUUGGGGUUCCGGGCCCUGGAAGAAUUUAAUGAUGCAAUGUUAGCUAAGCAGUAUUGGAGGCUGAUACAUUACCCGAAUUCUUUAAUGGCUCGGGUGAUGCGCGGUCGAUAUUUCAGGAAAAAACAUCCUUUGUUGGCGUCUAAACCAAACUCUCCAUCCUUUGCGUGGAGGAGCAUUUUUUCGACUAAGGGAUUAGUGGAACGAGGGGCAAGGUGGAUAGUAGGAUCGGGCCGUGAUAUUUUGGUAUGGAGGGAUCCUUGGAUUCCGGAUCAUCAGCCACGACCAGCGAAUGGUCGGGAGAGAGUUCUACUUCCUAAUCUGCGCGUCAACCAUCUGAUUAAUCCCCUUACAAUGGACUGGCAUCUGCCUACUCUUCAGGAGUUUGUGGAUCCGGAGGAUAUUCCACUCAUACGGAGUAUGGCGGUCAGUAAGUCUUUGAGGCCAGAUAGACUGGUUUGGCAUUAUACUAAGUCCGGUAAGUAUUCAGUGAGAUCUGGUUACAGGUUAGCACGGGAAUUACAAAAGGUUGUCGAAUACGGACCGACGUGCACAGCUUUGCGGGCUCAAGCUUGGAAACUUGAGGUUUCCUCAAAGGUACAACAUUUUUUCUGGCAGGUGGCGUCUGGGUCUCUUCCCGUGAAGGAACGGAUCGCUCAUAGGGGCAUUCGGUGUGAUGUUACGUGUCAACGGUGUGGUUCUGCGGUAGAGACUAUCAACCAUGCUCUUUUUGAGUGUGCACGUUCGCGUAUGGUUUGGGAAUUAUCUCCGGUCCAGCUGUCUUUGACUGGUUUCCCUUUUGGAUCUGUGUAUUCAAAUUUAAAUUUCCUAUAUUCCAACACCUUCUCUCAUUCGGGGGGUCCUGGUGUUGGUUAUUUGUUGCCUUGGAUUUUGUGGACUAUUUGGAAAAAUAGGAGUAAGAUGGUUUUUCAAGGGAUAGAGGCAGAGCCAAAUGAUAUUAUUAAUCAGGCGUCAACUGAUAAGCUCCUGUGGGAGGAGGCGAAGCCUGGUUCUGAGAAUUUCAUAGUUCCCCAGUCUUCUAUGGUGGAAAGAAAUUCUUUGACUCGCUGUCAGGUUGACGGUUCCUAG